AACUGUCACUAAUGUCAGAUUUUUCGCAAGAAACGUAUCGUAUGCGUGUUGUGAAUAUUAUUUUGCAAGAAAGUCUUUUAUUAUUUUUGAUUAAAAUUGUUAUAACUAGUUUGUGGGAUAAAGCUAUUGCGAAAUUUUAGUCUUUAGUGUUUACUCUUGUUAUAAAGUGCCGUUGCACGUGUAAUUUUCGUACUGAACGCUGGACGGCAACCUACUUUGUUCCUGUUGACCUGUGUCGCACUGUGAUUGUUUCAAAAGGUCACUUCAACGCCAUCUCAGCCUUAGUCUGUAUUCAUCACUGCCAACUAUUCCGCCCUACAGCGCGCUUAAUGCCGCCAUGCUAGACAAGAUUUACUGUAAUUAUAAUAUAGAAGCUCAAGGCUAUAGAAAGUUCGAGAGGUGCUGGCGCACGUGACGUCGUCGGGAGCGCAAGGAGGGCGACAUGAGCCAGUCGCAGGAUGAGGCCCGCGCGGCCAGGAUACAGAAGUAUAAGGAGGAGAGGAGAAAGCAGCUCACUGCUCGGACAGCAACGUUAUUCUCUGCUAACGUCACUGAGAGACGCCCGAAGAAAUCCUCUGAACGAACACCUCCGGACGACAUAGCCGCUCAUCUUAAGUCUUCCUCGGAGCUAAAUCUUAACACAGCUUCAACUUCAGUGCCUAUUAGAACUACUCGUACGUCACGUUUAAGAGCUGCCGCCGCAAGUCAAUCUGAUACCUCGCCAUCCCCUAGAAAGUCUCAUCGGAGCUCAUCGGUACAAUCACUACUCGAAGACGCCAAAACUAAGUCACCGAAAAAUUCCAAGUUAUUAGAUAGAGAUAAAGUAAGAGCGAAUAGAAGACAGAGCAAUGAAAAGGAAAACUUGAAGAGUGCGUCAGCGAUGAGAUUUGACAAAGAAAUUGGUGCUAUUAAGACGAAAUCUAAACAUUCCAUUAAUAAAAAUAUUUUAGAAAAAGACAAAAAUAAUUUUAUAAUGACUAGUCCUAAAGAGAAGAAUGUUGACGAAAAGCGCAGUUCUAAAUUAGAUGAAAGUAGAAACAGGAAUUCCAUAAUCGAAGAAAAGAAAACGAAUAGUGAGAAAAACGAAAAUAAACCCGAAAAACCCUUACGAGUGAAAAGCGAAGAAUUUUUUAACGAUAUUGUAAACGAAAAAGACAUGUCUAAUAGUAUAGAUAAAUUCGACGAUUUAUUUAAUAAUCUUGUUGUUGAUGAUGGUGAGAUCGUUAAUGGAAUCGAAAUUAAGAUAGAUGAUGUUACUACGAAUGAAAAUGGGCUCAAAUAUAGUCACAAUAGAUGUAUUCCUGCCGCUGAUAAAGCAAUAGAUGUUAAUGGUUACGUAGAAGAUAGUGUAGAAACAAAUGUGAGAGAAGAUGUUGGGGGUUUACUAGGAGCAGUGUGUGUGCGAAAAGUGGAAAGGUUUAGUGAGUUGCUGAGCAAUUUGUGUUCGCCGUGCGAAGCUGAUAUAUUGUUCGAGGAUAUCUUGGUGGAGAAUGGAAUUGAUGGCGAUACUGGACUGCGUACAAAUGGGCCGGAGUGUACUCCGCCGUGCAGGCGCGCGCAGCCAUCGCCGCGUACCACCAGCACGCCGAAACGUACUCCUGCGCAACCGGCCGUCACACACGAUGCUACCGGUAAGUUAAUUCUGUAUACCUGGAUAUAAUUGCGCUUUUAACGUGUCGAAAUAGUUGUGACGGAAAACCAAAACUAGUCGAUAAAUAAAAUUCAAAAAGGAAGUCAAUUUAAACUAAAAAUAACAUUUUUUUAGACCCGUCACUCACUUUUCACCGUUUCCUAGGUCUCUGCUCUAAGAUUAUGCUCUAGAUGAUCUAUGAUCUUAACACGAAAACAAAAACACCUGCAUUUCUUCGAAGUGAUUUGAAAUACGAGACGACUAUGCUAGUAGUAGUGUGAUGAUAACACCUACCCGAAAAAACUUGUAACCAGAUCAGCUAUAAAACCGAUAUAUCCGUACAAUAAACCAUAACAUUAAGUUCGUAUUUCCUGCCAUAAAAAAACACGAUGCAAUAGUGUGUUUCAUUAAUGUUUUGUAGGAAUCAGCUUUCGCAAACAGUUACACAUGAAAGAGAAAGACGGAUAUUAAUGUUAUCUGCACGUUAUGUAAUAAUCCAAGACCAAUUGAUUGGGAACCAUCUCAUGAUCAUUAUCUACAUACACCAUCUUAAUUUGACAAUAACCCUUAAAAGCUAAACUGACCCGAGAUUCGUAACAUAACAGAAGAAACUACAGUUGAAACAAUUAAUGACUUUCAAGUUUAGAAACUCGUCUGAAUGAAACAAAACAAAAAAGCAAUUUACAUGAACGUAUAUCCGUUGUAAAACACGUUGGUAUUAACUGCCGACGCAUUAACCGAAGAUCUAAAAUUGAACUGGAAAGAGUACAGGCCAAUUUAAAGACUUAAAUUUGAAAAUGAUAGUUUAUAAGAUACAAAAUUCUUUGAUGAAAUAUCGAAAGAGAAGAAAUAUAAAAUAGGAUGCGUUCUUCCCUUUUCGCGCAAGUGUACUUGAGCGAAACUGAAUAAAAAAUUUGACUACUUCGCGGCGGAACCAACAUUCAAAAAGUUAGAGAAUUCUCUAAUGUUAGACCAGAUUGAAAUCUGCUUUACGCUUUCUAGUGUGUUAGAGAUCCCUGGCAAUACAAAAUGUACGUUCUCAUUGUCACCAUUUGUUUCGUUGUUAAUUUUGUUCGUUUCGACAAAAUGGUAGUCUUGACGCGCCGUAUUGCGAAGGAUUUACUAAAUUAUCGCCCAGUUUAAAAUUCCUUCGUGACAAGUCGGCGACGUUGUGGUUUGGCUGUGAAUGUUCACGGCUUUUACAUCCCACCAAAGAUUCCUUUGUUUAAUACUGUAAUUAGAGAAUAUUACCUUCUUAUUUUUUCUUUAUUUGUGCUACCGUAGAUACUGUAGCUUUAAAUUUCACAAUAUUGCAGACUGUUGUGUUCGUUUGCAAUAACCGUUGGAUUUGAUGCGUACAAAAUGCAGUUUCGCAGGUUGUUAUUCUGGAUAUAUUACCUCUCUAUCCGAUAAUAUCCUUCGAUAGUGUUCUCAAUGGGAUUUGAAUUACUUGAUAACUCUGUAUCCAAUAUUUUCAUGCUUCUAUUGAAUUCAAGUCCAAUAGAAUAUUAUUUUCUAUUCCUGGCUGUUCAGUACGUCACCAAUAGAAAUAGAGUAUAAAGAAUUGAAACUUGUUUAUAAAUGGGAUCCAUAUUUAGUCAAAAUACCGUAUCAUUAUUACUAUUUACGUAAGCCAAAUGGGCACUCGUUUAUCUUUCACCAUGUACAUGACAUCACAAUAACAAUGCGUUUCAACCUGUCAAAGAUACGCCCUCAAUCUAUUUCUGCGUACUACCGUCCGGCCCUGACCGCAGUCACGUUGUCUCGCCGAACACCCGGUCGACACGUAGGGUUGAAAGUUUCCGAUGUUCCGAAUGUGUGCUCGACUGCCUGACAGUGCCUGAUAUGGUCGGGAUCCCACGCGCAUUCCGUUUUGGCCGGCCCUAAGUGAAUAGACCCAAUUUGCAAAUUACAUUACAUGGUUGCCCCCUGAAUUUUGAGUGGGCUGAUAAAAUGGUGGACUGAAAGUUUCGAGUAUUUAAUGAUCACUUGAAAGUAUGCUGGGUGUACCAGGUUGACUAUCUUUAGAUUACUUAGCUAUGGUUGGAUAUAUGUAUAUUGUUUACAUACCACGUUGCUUUUUCAAUUUUGUCACCUAGGUUCAUAUUAGCUUGGUACGUGUUUGUAUUUGUAAUUUCGAGACAUGCCAUUUACAGCAGCCCUAUUGUUAUCGUGAUUAUUGGCAAUCGUUACCUUAGCCUUGUACCCUUUGCUUUCGAACCUUAAUGAGUCGUAAUCUUAUUCGAAAUACGAUGCUCUCAAAUAAGUUCGUUAACGUUCUUUGAUAAUUGAAAGUAUUCGUUUUCACUUCCAACAUUCUUCCAUUGAGGAAUUAGAUGUUCGGUAAUGGAUUCUUAGUAUCGCGUGCGUGAUUACCUAUAUGUAAUUGCUGAAAAACAAACAAUCGUAUAACUACAAUGAAUUCCGUUUAGAUUGAAUGAAAUACCGUGUCAUGCUCUCUUUACGUGCUCAUUAUAAUUACAAUCUAGGAUUAUCUUCAACGUUUUGUUCGUUCCUUUUUAAGACGUAAAAAUCAUUUUAUUUCCAUUAAACUUAUACAUGAUCACGAAACUGUAACGGUGAUCUUUCGCAAUACCAAUAGUUCUCGGAAAGUUUAGCGUAUCGUGUCAUUGAAUGAAUCGAAACAGAUUAAUUGGAUAGAAAAUUAAACUGCGUGUCUGACAAUUUCGCUUCGUUUAACGUAUCAAUUAGAGCCAUCGAUUGCCGACGCGAGGUGAGGUUUUUACCCUGAAGUGAAAGGGAAACUCGUGUUAAAUAAUACAACUAUUCGUUGUAUAUUUUCAUCUAGUUCAUCGCAGAAUUAACCUGUCUCCUCUUCACAAAUUCCACGUCCAUGCGUAUAUUUUAUCUAUCUAAGGUCUUUCGUGUUGUCAAUUUAUUAUUCAAAUGAGUUCAAUUUAUAGGCCGCAGGUAGCGUUAGCAAGUUGACGUGUUCACUGCUAGAAGCUGUAGUCGUACAUGUGAGCCCACUUCGCCAUGAAUUAUUGAGGGCUGGUGAAACGGGAAUAUUACGAAUUUGAUCUCUAUCCCUUCAUAUAUAGCGAGCAAUGUUGUUUGGAUCCGUUUAGUGUUAGAAGCAAGUAAUGCAUUAGUUUGCAACAGGAACAUAAGCGCGGUAAGACGUCACUCGACGUUUCGCUUGAGUAAGUAAUGUUUCAUUAAGGAAGCAUUGUGCGCCGCCACAAGUGCUAAUAAUUUAGUGUGAUACACCUCGAUUUACAUCGCCGUGGUUAGGUGUAAUCACCUUAACGGUGUUCGGAUUUCUGAUGUCUUAAAUAGGAUUAUGAUGUUGAUCUUUCGAUAAUUGGAGCCAUGUAUUGUUAACAUUAACUCCUAGAGGAAUCUGUCUUAUGCUAAGUCCACGCUUCCACUCAUGUUUAUAUGUCUAAACAUGACGGUAUUUCCAUUUAGCCUUCAUAAUCAAAGUACUAAAAUAUAGUAUUUUUCUUGCCUCUUUAGCAUUUCUUCCAUCAUAUCUGACAUUAAAUUAUAUUUUUAUAUUCGGCCUUCUUAAUUCAACUUACCCCUUUCCUAAAGAAAAUUAGAUGGAAGCUAUCAAACCUCUAACAGAACGCUUACGCAGCCUCUUUGCUAAUUAAAAUAAUGGAAAUGUUAUUGCAUUUUACAUUAGCCUCAGAUCAAAUGUAACUGAAUAUUGCUGAGCAAUCUUCAUAACGGGGAGAAUAAAAACCGAAAGGCUUUUACCAUAAAAUGGCGGUUAGGUGUCCUUUUAUGACUGUUAUUUAAUAGCUGACAUGGUGGAUCUAUCUCACUUUUAUAAACAUUACUUUCCUUUAUAAAAGGGAAGGCAACGUUCGUAAUCUUAUCUUCGAAGGAAACUUAAAGAAAAAUUUGGAGAAAAUAAAAAGUGCUGAAGAAAUAAGUAUUAUUAACUUUCUUGUCAUCUUCAAAUAAGUGUCGAAUCAAAGGAGAGCUUUGUGUCCUAGUGGCUUUAUUCAAACAGAUAUUAUAUUCUUUGCUGUCCCUUUUGAAGCCGGAUAAUACAAUGAAAACUCUUUGGUGAAAAAAGAGAGACUUGUAUUUCAAAUAUAUAUUUUUUUGUAACCUAUAUUUCUGUUUUUGUCAUUUGCAUAACUUCUAAAAUAAGUACGAAAAGAUCUAAUUUAGUUAUAUUUCUUACCCCUCGUAUUUAAUUGGCUGGGGAUCUAUGUGAUGAGACGAAUCUUCUGUAAUAAUUAUACACCGAUACAAAUAAAUAAAAUGUAAGUUAAUAAGCCCCCAAGCUCCUGGCUUCUAUACUGAAAUAAUAUUUUGACGUUUCUAUUCAAAGCGGAAAAUAAUUGUAUUUUACGGAGAUUUUUCUCAAUGCCAGAAAACACUUAUUUUGUUUUCUUAAGCUUUACCGAACUAAGUCGUAUUCCUAAUCAUUACGUCUCGAUUGAAUUAUUAAAAAGGUAUCAGUCUACCGCUUAAGAUCUCCGAGACCUGCUUAAAUAAUUAAUUAUUAUCUGAUAUUAUUUAAGCAGGUCCUCCUUCCAGAAACACUAGGUAAUAGUAAUAAUUACUUGUUACAAUGAAAAUGCGUAUGACAUCGCAGCUUUUAGAAUUGUUCUGAAAACUUGUUUCUGAUUCGAAAAUUACCAUCUUGUGUAGUUAGACUAAUUGCUGGGAUUAAGAGUGAUAGAAGGCUAUCAUUAAAUUGCCACGCCUAUUAAAACAUAAUUUAUUGAGAUUUGUUUCGGCAGGUCAGGUUUUUAAAGUACAAGUAAAAAUUUCCAGUAAUUUUAUCAUCUAAUAUCAAUUAUUGUUAAAUAAUUAUCGAUACUAUGAUUUAGCCUUGUUACUCUACACUUAAAUAUAGACAUUGGAAGUACACACAAAAUGUUUUACGUUAUUAUCUACUAUCGCGCAGUAACUUUCAUUCCGAAAUACGUCACAUUUUCCGCUACCGCGAACUCGCUUAAGAUAACACGUGGCCAGUAGAAUUUAAAACCGGGUGUUUCCAUCCUGCGGGUCGACUGUGAAUGAAAACGGGACAAGGUCACAACCCUCGCUUAACAUUGAGGUUAUCUAAGCACGUGAGCUUUAUUGGAACUCAGCACCUGUGGUGUUUUCAUAGGAGUUGGGACGGCAUUGUUUUGGCUUUCAGGGAAACCAGAAAAAGUACCUUCGAAGUAUAGGUACAGUAGGUGUUGGAAAAAUUAAGUGUUAAAACGACGGAUGCCAUGAUUUAUUAAGUAUUUUUAUCACGGUUAAUGCAACUCGCUUUAGUUGGUCUCGUAAAACUUAUAUUUGAAGAAAUUCAGUGAUCUUUAUUCUGAAAUUCUGUCUUUUAUUAUUAAAUGUAACACCGAAUCCUUGUGAAUAGAUAACAGCGCUUAACUAAUGCACAAACAAACCGCAUUCGUUGCAAUUGCUGUCUGCUAACAUACGAUCGGUAAAACUUCUCGUACACGAGGUAACACAUGUCUUCAAUAUCAUUCAACGUCCAGUACUUUUUUACGCAAACUGUUCUAAGUAUUAUUUGUACAAACGUUCUAAUACAUAUAUUAUUGAAUUGACUGUAACAUAGUACAUUCAAACUUUUUGAUUAGGGUUCUUUUUUGCAUAAACGUCUUUAAUAAAAAAGAGGUUUACUGCUAACUGGAAAUUCUGAAUACCUAUAUCUCCGCUGCAUUAUAAAACUAGUUUACAAUGUUUCUCAUUAAUAUUUUUAUAGCUAAUAAUAAAAAGUAAAUGAGUUUCAACAAUAAACCAGGAUCAUAAUUGCGAGGUCAGUAGUAUAAAGCUAGAGAAAUGGGACAAGGACACAUCCCGAACCCAAACCUGAACAAUGUUAGAGCGUGGAUUAUAAGGAUUCAUAUUAAUUGUAUUUGUAUGGAAUAUGCCUCGUGUUUGUCAAUCAAUCAUUGGAUGAACAAUCAGAAGGAUAUGGGCUUAGAAUUUGUAAUCUAUGGUAGUGAAUGAAUAAUUAUUUUAUAUUUAUUGAGGCUAAAUAUUACUCCCAACGUUUUUUUAGUAAAUAAGUAUUUUCAGCAAAUCUUCAAAACGGGUAUAUCAAUUUCGAUAAGGUUUGCAGAUGGAGUAUAGCUCACAAUCUUUUCAAUUUCGGACAAAAAACGAUUUUGAUCGAAUAAUGUCUCACGAUAACUUCAAAAAUCAGAGUGAAAUCAUAGGACCCUACAAGCUACCUACGUGUACGUGUAUUAAUGAUGUCUACCUUAUCGAUUGCAACUUAUUAGUAAAUGAAUGGUCGAACUAGUCUUAUGCAGCAAGUUUCUUAGAACUUUCUAAGUUGUAAUUUAAGUUCGAUCAAUAUUAUAGAAGAUUUUAUCACAGUUGUAAUCGAAAAUUGCAUAAGCCUGACAGUAAUUUAAGGACUUUAUUGGAUUGUUAUUUUCAGUAUUUGUAUAUUAAACCUUAUAGAUGGGCUCAUCUUAAAGGCGGUUUACUUAUCAUACUGAAGAGGCGUCGAAAUAAAUGUUCUUUGUCAACCAAUAAAAUCCUUGCAUCUAGAGAAUUUAGUCACUGUUUUAAAUGUCGUUUUCAAAAAUAAGUCCCAUGUAUUCUAACAAGCCACGGCAGUAUGAGCAAAAAUAAAGUCACAUAACACAAAAUCUGCAAAAUACAUCGCGCCUUCAUGGGAGUGCUUCAGGUACCUCGUAAGUCUUCUCCUUCACUAGAAGACCUCUCGUCUGUUCUUUGCUGGACACCCUGUAUCUCGUACAGGAGCAUACAUAGCACUCAUUUAACAAAUGUCCUUGUGCCUAUCGUGGCAUGACUCAAUAAUCACUUUACUUUUUUUCCCAUUAUAUACAUCUAUUGGAAACAUUGAAAGCGCUGAAACAAUGUUGUUUCCACGUCACUGCUCACUUUAUUAAAUGCACGUCAACGUUAGUUAAGCGAUCUGGGCCAAGGUCAGGACCUCACCUGUCCAAUCUACUCCUGCGAAGUCCACUAUGGUUGAGAGGAGAAUGCUUAUAUCGCAAGAAUAAUGUUUCUUUAACAAAUGUUCCAUUCAUAUUGUUUUAAAACUCCUGGGGGUGCAUUUUCUUGAAAAAGCAGUUCCGUACUAACUUUGAGCUCUGUUCUGAAGUAGAAGUAUUUUUCCUCGCAGACGCUCAAUUGGAUUACUCUCCCUGGAUUCAACUCAUUAAAAUUAGUUUUCUGGGAUCCAUGUUUUCCGGGAUGCAAGCAGCGUGUUACUAAGUACCGUAUAAACGCUGCCGAUUUUUUUUUCUUUUUUUUUAAUUUCUCAAUAAUCUCUUUGACAGCGAUAUCUAUUCGCAAUUUACAUAAUUACCCUGUCGAAUUCGUAUGUCAGCUAGAUUUCUAAUAUCACAGAUUGGGAACAGAUGCAUUUUUAAGGCUUCGAAUGCAGAGCGAAACUGCUCUUUAGAUAUUUGCUUUUAUUACUGACAUACGGUGUUUUAUGACUCCUCGUAAACAUAGCCAUCUCACUGUAGCUUUAUUCUUUAUUCAUAUAUGUACCUAUAUUCCUAGUUCUAUGUAACUUAGUCACAACAAUUUCAGUAAUUGUCUUCUAAGAAUUCGUUCGUUGGAAUCAGGGCUAACCAAACUCCCUAUCUAUGACCUGCGUAUGCGAGUCACGCACUAUCCGAAUUUGCUUAAACCGCCAUCAACAUACCACACGUUACCAUAUAAUGUGGUAUGUUGGUGUUGUCAGCAUUCCUAUCUCAAGCCGUUGUAAUUACGAAGAUAUCGUCACUUGUGGGUGGACAUAGUAUCCUCAAGGAAUGGCUGUAUAUCAGCACCUACGCGAAGACAUUCACGAUACUGAUCAAUUUCUCUCGCAUUAUUGCUCUCUUAGGAAUUCGAUAAUUUAUUUGAAGCUUGCUGAGGCUUGCGGUUGUAUCGAAUUUUUCGCGCUAACUUUGUUGCUACUUUUUGCUUAACCCAAAUUUGAAGGUGUCAUUUGAUAAUUUCUCAUCCGGAAGAAAAGGUCUUCUAAUAUUAGCGCGUUCAAACAAACGAACAAACAAACUCUUCAGUUUUACACUGUAUGUUACUUUCAGGCAUGAUGUAUAUAAUAUCCUACGAUCGAAUGAUUCUUGACGGUUUUUUAAAACUUGUAGUAAAUAUAAAAUUGUUCAAAGCGUAGAGUAUCCAUAAAAGUCCUCUAGACAAAUAAGAUUCGACAUCUUGAAGAGAAAUUCAAUAAGUAACUGAAUAAUGUACAUCUGAUAUAAGUAAUUAACUUUACAAACUGGAUUACUUAUCGAAGAAAAACUCUAAUUUAAUAAUGAAAGACCGGAGUCACAGGUAAGGUUUAUAAAAAAGGUUAGUCUACAGACCUAUAAACCUAUUGAAUUUUAUGUUAGCUCACUUUCUAAGAAUUCAAAGCUUAGUGGGCGGGUUUGUUACAAAUUUAAAACUUUCAAACACGAGGCAACUCAAGUCUCCGAUUUAAGACAUUUAUUUUCUUUUCAAAAAACGAUUUUUGCAUUCAGGAUUUUAAUCCUUGUGUCGCAAUGGAUUUAACCAAUGUUUGAAUCUCAUGCACAAUAACCACACACUCACAGAAAUCGGAAUAUAGCAAAAGUAUAUUCGUCCUACUCAAGUGGCUUAAGAAAAAUAACUAUUACAAUAGUCACAAUUUAGUAUCGAGUCUGUAUACCCACAUCACUUGCAUUAAAUAUUAAACACAAUAUACAAAUUAAUUAAUUCACACCUUUCAUUGGUUUUCACUCCCAAAAGUUUAAAGCACGUGAUUGUGACGACUUAAGUCGUCGGGCAAAUUGUAUUUGUGUCUCAUCGUGUAUGAGUUACCUUUAUUGCUCACUUAUAAGUUUUUUUGCAAAAUAUGUAAUGUACCUAUUAGUUCAAGUAGCGUGUUACACUCGGUGUUUAGCACGUAAAUAUUUACACGUUACCAAUGUAAUGAAUCGUUCAUUAAAAUUAAUGUUUGACAGUAAUCGCUUUACACAUUGAUUUUACGAUUUGUGUUGUAUUUGUAAUAUUUAAUUGUCGAAUCUAGAUUUGUGAUAUAUUAGUUUGCAAUGGGAUUUGUUAGAGGAGGAUUGUUAGGGGUCGGUAUCGAUAGUAAUAAAUUUACGUUAUUUUAUCGUGGUAUAGUUAGCCUUAUUGAAACAUAUUGGUAGGUAUCCGUACAUAUGUGAUUUAUGUAAUUAAAAGCCGUCACUAUUCAAAUGCUAUAAAUGAAUAUGAGUAUUGAAAUGUCUUGAAAGAAAAACGACUUCUAAUAUUUUAGUUUCAAAUCAUAAAUUCUUUCAAUUCCAAUCCAGUAUGAAAUCUCACACAAGUAAUAAAGUUUUCUCCUGAAUAUUAAAAACCUUAUCACGGUUUAUUGUUGUGCACUUGACAUCAAAACACAAUAACAUAAACUUUCGCGCUCCAAUGUAACUUAAGUACAGCACCUUUUAUGCCUUUGUGUUCAGUCUAUGUAGUUUUACGGCUAAACGCCGAAGCUCUUGAGCCUUACCUAUUAGGCUGUUUUCACAUCAGUCCGGGAGACCUGCAAAGGUCGACCGUACUGGCUCUCGAAAAAGAUUCACAAGUGGAGGCGUAAGAAAUUUUUUAAUGAUACAAGAGUUAAGUCACGCAGCUAUGCGGUCAAUGGUCAAUACGUAAACUGGAACUGUUUCCACCGUCGCAUCAGCUCAGGAACAAAGACUCCGGUUGAGUCCGAAAUUAGUCGACGUCGAUAAAUUCGCGCCUGUUAAGCGUUAUUUCAAUGAAGUAAGAAUCAUUCUCGCGUAAGUUAGUUAAAAAGAGAUAGAACAUUGAUUCACAAAGUUUCACCAUGCGGAUUGGUCCAUACACAACUCCGUACGACUGGAGUCCAUACACUGUUACCCUUAGUUAUAUAAAGCGUAUCAUCUCAAACGAUGAACGUUGACGAGCACGGUUUGCCCGUAGGGUCAGCCCGAACACUGUGAAGCCAGCCUAACACAAAACUAUCUAAGAUAGGUACUGAGUUUAUCUUAGCAACAACUUUCCUUGGAUAAUAGAAUAUUAAUGUGCCAGAUGCCUUGAAAACUUCAGAUGAAGUAUAAAGUUGCUUGUUUAGUCCUUGUGGCGUUGAAUCGAUUUUGUUCCCAGUAAAGAGACAUUGUGUUUUGGGACAUAUCGAACUUUUAGU
Molecule: messenger RNA, 11735 nt
Organism: Trichoplusia ni (cabbage looper)
Lineage: Eukaryota; Metazoa; Arthropoda; Insecta; Lepidoptera; Noctuidae
Exons: 4
Coding region: 443-1660 (405 amino acids)
Molecular function (GO): protein binding
Source: RefSeq, a predicted model, not a curated record